This is a messenger RNA of Dovyalis caffra, 729 nucleotides long. NCBI's taxonomy places the organism in Eukaryota, Viridiplantae, Streptophyta, Magnoliopsida, Malpighiales, Salicaceae. The record is from the annotation of a GenBank genome assembly.
AUGAAUUUCCACAACGCACAUGUGCUUGAUUCAAGCGUGAGUCAUUACCUUCCAAAGUAUAGACGCCUUCCACCUCACAUGAAGAAUCAACUGGUGCACAGUGACAGGGCAAGCAUAACUGUAGCGAAAGCUUCACUCCGUUAUGUUGCAGCAUGUAUUCUGGUGACAUGCGACGAGCAACACAACGUAUACGUGCAAAAUUUGGUGAUGCUGUGUUGUUACAACUUGCUUGAAGAACGCACACUCGAUGCCAGUAGAUCCAUUUCUGGGCUGAAAGUGAAUAAGGAGAAAGCUGAAAAUGCAUGGUCUCAGCACUGCAAUCCUCAAAAUGCAACUCGUUUCUGGAUUGAAAGGCAAUUCCUUAAGGUCAAGUGGAGCAACAUCAAUAUCGGUAGCGAGAACCAUAAAGAGUGCAGAUGUGCAGAUAAUUCGAACCAAAGCGAUGCCCGUAAUGGUCGACCACCCUUCGUGUUUGAGGACAGGGCCAACCAUCUCCGAAAUGGAGGAUUUCUACUGCAGAUCACCUGGCACGGUAGGAAGCAGAAUGAAAGUGGGCAAACAGCGAACAACAACGAAACUGUUAACACUGAAGCAGGAUUUGAUGAUGCCGGUUUUCUUGACGUACAAGUGGAAGCUGAUGUAAAUAUGCAGCAGAUGCACUCGGAAGAAGGAUUCGUUGAUAUUAAAGUUGGAGCAGAAGUUGGAGCAGAUCCGGUAGGUUGGACAUAG